This is a messenger RNA of Trichomycterus rosablanca, 606 nucleotides long. It is a transcript of the gene fam163b, whose product is annotated as protein FAM163B. Bases 1 to 597 code for a protein of 198 amino acids. The record is from RefSeq and is a predicted model, not a curated record. The transcript has 2 exons. NCBI's taxonomy places the organism in Eukaryota, Metazoa, Chordata, Actinopteri, Siluriformes, Trichomycteridae.
AUGACAGCCGGAACAGUGGUCAUCACUGGUGGAAUCAUAGCAGCAGUCAUCUUACUGACUAUUGUUACAGUGCUGUGUUGCUGUAGGCUGCAGUAUUACUGUUGUAAAGGGAACCGGUCAGAAGAGGGGGAGGAGGAGGAAGAACCCUUCACCAAAUCCUCAUCCAGUCCAGCAUGUCAGUCAAUCUCUUCAAGUCCUCCAGACCAUCUGCCUUCGCCAAGACCACUGAGCCCUCCAAGUCUUCAAAGUUUUCCUAGCCCUCCAAGCCCACUAAGUAUUCUACCCCCUCCAGAAUACAUAUCUAAGCAGCAUUUACCAACCACCAAAUUUUAUGAACCAGCUGCCUACAGCCGCUUCACGCCUGCCCUACCAAUCCGGUCAUAUACAUUUUGCCCCUCUUGCUCUGGUAUACUUCCAUAUUACAUGCCUGGAGAAGAAGGGAUGAGGAAUGGAAGUGCAAGGAUCAGCUACAGAGGCCUAAAGCAGCAGGAGGUAGACCUAGCUAUGGACAUGACCAGCCUUGACAAGCUUAAUUUGAUCCAUGCUGUUGCCAUGAGGGAGGUGAUGACACACCAUAGUUUCAGCACUGAUGUGUAAUUCCUUCAA